GCGGCGAAGCUCAAAGCGGAGUGCACCGAGUCCGUCGAGGCCCGCGAGCAGCUCGAGGAGCAGCUGCGGGGGCUGCGGGCGGAGGCUGCGGAGGGCGACUCGGCCGCCGCGCUGCGCCUCGAGCUGCAGGAGUCCAGGGACGCCGCCGCGUCCGCGGACCAGCAGUUGGAGGCUAGCCGACAGGAGCACAGGAGCCAGCAGGAGGCCCUGAGCGCCUCGCUCCAGGAGGCGCGGUGCGCCGCCGAGCUCCGCGGGCGGCUCGACGAGGCGGAGGCGGCACGGGCGGCGCUGGAGGCGAGCCUGCAGGAGCAGGGCAGCUCGGCGGAGGGCCUCAAGGCGGCCUGCCCGCCGCGCGCGGGGCGUGCAGCUGCGAUGGCUCUCGACCCUGCGGCUCUACGGAUCAUGCUGAAUGAGAUUCUACGGCCGAUAGAUGCCCAGAUGAACUCGAUGAACACAUCGUUCGCUGGCCACCUGACGGCUAUCAAAGAGAUGGAUGGACGGCUCUCUGCAGGGGUUCAGCAGAACACAGCCACCAUCAACUCCAUGAAGGACGACAGUCAGGCUCAUAGCGUACGCAUGGACGAAUCAGAGCUCAAAUUUCAGAGGCAGCAGCAGGGAACAUAUACUGACAUGGAGCAGGACGAUGGGAUGGCAAGCGCAUAUUCGGCGACAGUGAGAUUGCAAAGUCUCGAGGCCAGCUUCGCGGAGAUGCAGCGCAAAAUGGACCAGCCACUCUCAGACCCAUGGGACAUCAAGAAGAAUGGCUACAUCCUUGGGCUCAUCUGGAAGCAGAUAUGCGCUUACAUGCGCACGAACGGCUGCUGGACACCUACGACAGUGCUCGCCUGCAACAAGUACCAGGGCCUUUGCUACACCACCGUGCGCGACGAGCCGAUCGAUUUGGUGAUGCUCUCGUCUUGGACGGAAUCCGAAGUGGCGGUCGAGACGUGCGCCCAGGAGCUGCGCAGCUUCGGCCUCACAGAGCAGCAGGUCCAGGACUUGCCAGCCGCGGUCAACAGCGCCUACCACGAGUAG
Molecule: messenger RNA, 1035 nt
Organism: Prorocentrum cordatum
Lineage: Eukaryota; Dinophyceae; Prorocentrales; Prorocentraceae
Source: the annotation of a GenBank genome assembly